Quercus lobata is the source of this 1242-nucleotide messenger RNA. RefSeq lists its product as uncharacterized. Bases 1 to 1242 code for a protein of 413 amino acids. The transcript has 7 exons. Lineage: Eukaryota; Viridiplantae; Streptophyta; Magnoliopsida; Fagales; Fagaceae. The record is from RefSeq and is a predicted model, not a curated record.
AUGGCUCUACAUUGUGGAAGCGAGAGGAGGUGGUCGAGGGUGGUAAAGAUGACUUUCUACUUGUUCUUUCUCAUACCAAUGUCAUCAGUUGGAAAUAGAAACACUAACACCAUAUUCAAUAAGAAACAAAAACUAGAGGUUCAGCAGCAAUUGAAGCGCCUUAACAAGCCUGCUCUUAAAUCCAUCGAGAGCCCGGAUGGAGAUAUAAUUGACUGCGUAGAUAUAAACAAGCAACCAGCUUUUGAUCAUCCUCUGUUAAAAAAUCACACAAUUCAGAUGAGACCAAGUUCUUACCCAGAAGGGUUUUCAUUCAAUGAGAGCAACGAUGUCUCUUCAAACUCUGAGCCCAAGUUGACUCAGCCAUGGCACUUGAAUGGAAGGUGCCCAGAAGGAACAAUUCCCAUAAGAAGAACUAAAGAAGAAGAUUUAUUAAGGGCAGGCUCUGCAGCAAAUUAUGGAAGGAAAAAACACCACUCCAUCCCUAAUGCUGAUUCCGCUGGAAUUACCCAUGAGUAUGCAGUGCUUGUUGAGGAAGGAGAUAAGUACUAUGGAAUGAUGGCAAAUAUGAACGUGUGGAAUCCCAAUACCGGGGACUCAAAUGAGUUCAGCGUGUCUCAAUUCUGGAUGACAGCAGGCCAAAGUGCUGAAGAUUAUGAUACCAUUGAAGCCGGCAUAAUAGUCAACGCUAAUCGAUAUGGCGAUUACCAAACUAGACUCGUCACGUAUUGGACUGAUGAUAACUAUAGAACCACAGGUUGCUACAAUCUGGAUUGCCCUGGCUUUGUUCAAGUCGACAACCAGAUUGCGACAGGUGCAACCGUCACCCCUUAUUCCAUCUAUGGUGGUACCCAACGUACAGUCGAAUUCUAUGUUUAUAAGGACAUUAAUGGAAAUGGAGACUGGUGGUUGAAAAUUGCGCAAAGAAACUUCGGAUAUUGGCCAUCUUCCAUAUUCUCGCUCCUGUCUAAUAGCGCUUCAUCGGUUCAAUGGGGAGGAGAGGUGAUAAACUUAAAGCUAGGUGACAAGCACACCACAACACAAAUGGGCAGUGGCCAUUUCCCUGAAGAAGGGCCUGGCAAGGCUAGUUUCUUCGAUACACUCAAUGUUAUUGAUGGUAAAACAAUUCUCAGACGUCCCUGGAACAGUCGUACAGUGAUAACGAAUCCCAAUUGCUAUAAUCUCAUAAAUUCUGGAGACUACUUUUAUUAUGGUGGUCCUGGUAGAAACCCCAAUUGUCCAUGA